AUGGACAAAAGUUGGAUGAGUGAAGGUGAUAGACUUCUAUCACCUGUUUACGCUGAAAGGGUUAAAAAUUUCCUAACAAUGGCACGAACCCAUUCCAUAGGAAGUGAUCGCAUUUGGUGUCCGUGCCGUUUAUGCUGUAAUAAUCUCUUCUUGCCUAUAUUUGAGGUGGAGUCUCACUUGUUCAUAAAAGGGAUAGAUCCAAACUACACCCAGUGGAUAUUUCAUGGGGAGGAGGAAACUCUCCCCAUCAUUGACGAUGAUGACGAUUCCGAAGUAGAAAGUGGAGACGUCUACAUUGAUGACAUGGACCGUAUGUUUGAUGACAUACGGGCAGCCACAUGCGAAGAUGCUCCUGAUGACAACACUACAUCACCAACUCACUCAGCAAUACCACAGUCCUCCCCAAACCCAACUUUUGACCAACUAUUAGAGGAUGCCAGCCGUCCUCUUUUUGACGGCUGCACAAAAUUCUCAAAGCUCUCUUUUGUUGUGAAGUUGUUACACAUUAAAACACUUGGUGGGUGGUCAAUCAAGUCUUUUGAUAUGCUCCUAAACCUUUUGCGGUCAGCCUUUCCUAAUGCUGAAUUGCCACAAUCAUAUGAGGAGGCCAGGACAUUGGAGCGAGGUUUGGGAUUCACGUCCCACAAAAUUCAUGCAUGCCCUAAUGACUGCAUAUUCUUUUGGAAGGAAAAUGCUAAUCUUAAUGAGUGCCCUAUCUGUAAAGCUUCCCGAUGGAUGCCAAAUACACACGGGUCACGAGUGAUCCCUCAAAAAGUGCUUCGGCAUUUUCCUUUGAAGCCAAGAUUGCAGCGUCUCUUUGUGUCAAGCAAGAUAGCAGGUGACAUGAGAUGGCAUAAGGAGCAGCGGGUCACCGAUGACACUAGUAUGAGACAUCCUGCUGACUCUGAGUCCUGGAAGACUUUUGAUCAAGCUCACCCCAGAUUUGCACGGGAUGCUGGCAAUGUUAGGCUCAGUUUGGCAAGCGACGGAUUUAAUCCAUUCAACAAUCUGGCUAAACCUUAUAGCAUUUGGCCAGUGAUUCUUGUUCCGUAUAACUUACCGUCGUGGUUAUGCAUGAAAGACAUGUUCUUCAUGACAUCCCUCACUAUCCCUGGCCCAAAAUCACCAGGAAAUGAUAUUGAUGUUUAUUUGCAACCGUUAAUUGAUGAGUUACUUGAACUCUGGGAACAUGGGGUACCUACAUAUGAUGCAUCUACUAAGGAAAUGUUCAUGUUACAUGUUGCCUUAUUGUGGACAAUUAGUGACUUUCCUGCCUAUGGAAAUCUAUCUGGGUGGUCAACAAAAGGGAAAAUGACAUGUCCGUCUUGCAAUGCACAAACAGAUUCCAAUUGA
Messenger RNA from Carya illinoinensis, 1353 nucleotides. RefSeq lists its product as uncharacterized. The transcript has a single exon. The record is from RefSeq and is a predicted model, not a curated record. Bases 1 to 1353 code for a protein of 450 amino acids. NCBI's taxonomy places the organism in Eukaryota, Viridiplantae, Streptophyta, Magnoliopsida, Fagales, Juglandaceae.